AUGGCGGCGUCUUCUUCAAACACCAAUAAAGCGGACCAUAGUAAAACUCCACCUCUCACCUUAAGAAGCUCCGACGGAAAAGAAUUCGAGAUCUCUAGAAUUGUCGCCCAACAAUCGUCAACCAUCAUGAACUUACUCGAUCUGAAAGAAGAGAGCAAUACUGAUGUCAUUCCUAUCCCUGAAGUUGAUGGAUCCACUCUCGAGAAGCUAAUUGAGUUAAUGAGCAAUCAUACAGAAAAAUCCUUCAAAUACCUCGGGGUCAAGGAAAGGAAGGAAUUCUAUAAUGAUUUCUUUGCCAAUUUGAAAAUCCGCGAUGUCCUCAACUUUGGCUUGGCUGCAAAUUAUUUAGGCGUCCAAGUAAUUUUUGACGAGGCUUGCCAAAAGAUGGCAGAUAUGAUUAAAAAUAAAAGCGUUGAAUGGGUCAGAAAAGUUUUUGAGAUAAAGAAUGAUUUCACAUCUGAGGAGGAAGUGGAUUUGAAGAAAGAGAACAAAUGGGCUUACGAGGGAGUCGAUCCGGAAGAUGGCGAUGAUGCUAUAUGA
This is a messenger RNA of Andrographis paniculata, 540 nucleotides long. RefSeq names its product SKP1-like protein 12. Gene Ontology annotation, biological process: SCF-dependent proteasomal ubiquitin-dependent protein catabolic process. The transcript has a single exon. Gene Ontology annotation, cellular component: cytoplasm; nucleus. Bases 1 to 540 code for a protein of 179 amino acids. Lineage: Eukaryota; Viridiplantae; Streptophyta; Magnoliopsida; Lamiales; Acanthaceae. Gene Ontology annotation, molecular function: cullin family protein binding. The record is from RefSeq and is a predicted model, not a curated record.